AUGGAUGUGAAUAUUCCACUUCAUUACCACUAUGGAAAUAUGCCAGAGCAUGGGAUCCCCUAUCCUUAUCCACAAUCCCGCGCAGCUGCACCAGCCCCAUGGUACCCGAAUCCGUAUCCCUACCAACAUGCACCCCACACUGCCGCGUUUCCUUAUUCCCCUCAGGCUCCACCCUGGCAUGAUUCUAAUCGACCAAUGAAUGUCAAUGUUUAUAACUCCUGCCCAAAUCCGAUAAGCUCGGGGAAUGCGCCACAAAAUGAGAAGAAGGGAGGUGGAGGAGAUCAGAAGCAAAAGCAAAGUCAGAAUCAAGCUGACCAACUCGAGGGGGAUGAUAAGAGUAAUAAACACAAUCAGAACACCCAAAGUCAGAAGGGUGGUGGUAAGAAAGGAGGCGACAAAGCAGACCCAAGAAGGGUGGGGUGGCCUUUGACAGUACUAACCGGCUCCGGUAAUGAUCGUCUCACCUACGACCUUCGCGACGUGCCUUAUCGUGCCAUACUUCAUCGUGCUACUCCUACAUUGUCUGCCUCUUACCCUCACCAAUUUCAACCAACCAGUACGCUGCUGCCUCAAACCCUGCGCAACGCCGGAUUGUUCUCUCCUCCUGUUGACUCCAUUUGGAUAAUAUCCCGUCAUUUCCCUUGGUGCAUUCACGUAACUGGGUCGCCCUAUCUAGUGCUGGAUAACCUCCUCACUCAGCUUCAUGAGGAGUUGUGGAGGUUUGUUCAGGAGAGUGAGUACUGGGCAACAACUGAUGAAAAGCGUCUUGAAGUCGCAGCUGCCUGCCGUUCCAACUGUGCAUCUGCGGCAAAAAUCGCCCCACCCACAUUUACAUACGGUGCAUCAUCAGAUUCGUUACCUGAAUCCUCAACUUCUCUUGUUGCUCGGUCGCUCACAUCUCGUCCGCGAGACGUGGUUGAUGGAAUUAGGCGUAUUGACUGGCUGGUUGACCAGACUGUGUUUGUGGGACUCGAAAAAGAUGAUGAAUUCGUAGCGUUACGGGUUCAAGAUAAAGAAAGGCAUCCUUCGACGUGGGUUUUGACAUUAGCCUCAAACGCGGCUUCUCGUUCGCAGAUGGACCACAACUCUUUAAUCCGGACUUAUUCACUUAUGCACCAUAUUCCUAAUGACCCGGUCUUACUGCUCCGUGCAAGUUCUGUUUGGUGA
This is a messenger RNA of Cantharellus anzutake, 1167 nucleotides long. RefSeq lists its product as uncharacterized. Lineage: Eukaryota; Fungi; Basidiomycota; Agaricomycetes; Cantharellales; Hydnaceae. Bases 1 to 1167 code for a protein of 388 amino acids. The transcript has 2 exons. The record is from RefSeq and is a predicted model, not a curated record.